AUGAGUUGUAAUUUUAUUGCAUUAGACAUCCAUAAGAAGUUAUGUGAGGAUCACACUACCCCAGUUAAGCAUCUUAGAUCUAUGAUAGAGACAAAAUAUAAUGGUCAUAAGCCUUCUUACAAUAAGGUAUGGGAUGCGAAACAAAAGGCGAUUGCGAAGAUGUUUGGGAAUUGGGAAAAGUCUUACCAAAGGUUGCAAAAGUUGCUAAUGGCAUAUAUUGAUCAGGACCUGACUACCCAGGUGUUCUAUCGUAUCACACCCACCAAUGAAGAUGACAACAUAUUGUUGCAUUAUGUGUUUUGGUCUUUUGGUCCAUGUAUAUCAGGAUUCAAAUAUUGCAAGCUGGUUAUCAAUAUUGAUAGGACCCAUCUAUAUGGUAAAUAUCAAGGAAAGUUGUUGGUCGCAAUGGCAACUGACGCUAACAACAAAAUAUUCCCUCUCACCUUUGUUGUUGUGGAUUGUGAUUCAAGGUCUAGUUGGAGGUGGUUUUUACAGUGCCUCAGAGAAACGAUUGGCCACGUGAUACCUGACGAAGGCAUUUGCAUAAUUUCUGACCAACAUCUCGAUAUCAAAAACGCCAUUGCAAACUGGCCUAGAGGGGAUGAUGGAAGAACAUGGGUAUUUCAUAGAUAUUGCCUUCGACAUGUUGCUAGCAACUUCAACACCCAUUUUCAGAACUUGACUCUAAAGUCAACGGCGUUGAAAGUGAGAUAUGCUAGUCAAGUAGUUAAAUUUGAUACCAUAAUGGAGUCCAUUAAGCAGGUGGAAAUUGAGGCCAUUAGGAAUAAGAAGAAGGUGACGGGGAAGGAUGGCAAGGAAAAAAAUCAAGAUUAUCUUCAAUACACAUACUUAAUGAGCGAGUCUGUGGAUAUGUGGACCUAG
Molecule: messenger RNA, 882 nt
Organism: Quercus lobata
Lineage: Eukaryota; Viridiplantae; Streptophyta; Magnoliopsida; Fagales; Fagaceae
Exons: 1
Coding region: 1-882 (293 amino acids)
Source: RefSeq, a predicted model, not a curated record